Messenger RNA from Rhinichthys klamathensis goyatoka, 6485 nucleotides. It is a transcript of the gene quob, whose product is annotated as quattro. The record is from RefSeq and is a predicted model, not a curated record. Gene Ontology annotation, molecular function: guanyl-nucleotide exchange factor activity. NCBI's taxonomy places the organism in Eukaryota, Metazoa, Chordata, Actinopteri, Cypriniformes, Leuciscidae. Bases 284 to 6169 code for a protein of 1961 amino acids. The transcript is spliced from 23 exons.
UCAAGACAAAACGGUGCACGACAGACCGCUUGACACUUAGCAUUUCUCAGCAGACGUCGUACUCUUGUACAAACUUGCAAUAAUAACUUACUAAACAAUGGCUGUAAUCCACCGCAGUCCAAAUCUACCUCACUUUACAAACCGGACACCAUGGAAGCACCUCUGGAUGUAAGACAUCAUGGGAACGCUGCCAUUACACCUCCAGAACUAAACUGGGAACUUUUCUUUGUUGGAGAGACAGACUUUAGGAUGACAACUCAGUAGCCGAGAUUCUGUCGUCAAGAUGAACCCUUCCUCUCUGGACUGGUCCAUUCAGAGCGCCCUGUCGUCUCUUUUCCCUCCGUUUGAGGCUACCGCUCCUACUGUUCUCAGCCAACUCUUUCGCACCAUUGAGGAACGUUACCAUGGAGAUGCACUGCAGUGCCUGCUGAACUUCCUUAUCCCAGCCAAACAUAUCCUAGAGAGUGUGCAACAAGCUGCCUGUGCUGCAUACUCCGAUGUCCUAUUCCGGUGUGAGGGUUGGCCAUUGUGCUUGAGAGAUCGUGUGGUCAUCCAACUCGCCCCCAUCAACCCUUUACUGCUCCGACCAGGAGAUUUCUACUUGCAGGUGGAGUCUUUUGGCGAACAGUCAGCCCGAAUUGUCCUCAAAAGUCUUCUUGUGCAGGAAGACCUUCUGGGGCAGGAGAAUCUGGUACUGCAAGCAGGUUCCAGGGUGCUGGAUGGUCCUGCGAUUGAGGGGACACCAAUCCCGGAGACAUCCUAUCCAUGCAUAUUCACUGAGUCUUGGCUAAGGGAAAUAAAUGAGGGACGUCAUGGAAGUCCUCUAUGUCAGUGUGUGCUUUCCUCUGACCAGGGUGUUGUGAAGGUACCUUGGACCGAAGUUGCAAACCCGGAAUUCCUCGACAGGCCCAAAUCUAACAUAUGGCCUGAAACACAGACAUGCUCAAUUGCGACUCUCCGUGUGACAGAUCUUAAAACUGAGAUUUCAGAGAACGUGUCACAGUCACAGGUACCUGUGGACUUCUUACCACUUGAGAUGGAAACUAGGAUCCUUCCAGCAAAAGAUGGGAUGGUGGUUUCUGUUCAGUUGGUGGAGGGUGGUAGCAGACUGGUGAAGGUUGAUCAAGGACAUCCAAUCAGCAGUUUUGCUGGAAAACCUGUUGGCUGGGUCUCUCCUAAUACCUGGGACAACAGGCACAACGGAGAGCUGGAAGGAGAAUAUGUGGAUCUGUUGGAGUUUAACAAGGAGAAAGAGACUUUGGUCCUCAACAAAAUAGCAAUCCCUACAAAACCAUCAGGUUUCAAGCUAGUCAGGACAGCUCAACCUGCCUCAAAAAGCAAUGGCAACCUGUCUGGUGAGGACUGCAAUCCUUGCAUGCAAAACAAACAGCCAUUUGAGAUAAUGCAAAACGAUCCAGAAUCCAAAUGCAGGUAUCGUCAAUCUUAUGUGGCAGCUCUCCGAAACCCAGUGAAUUUUGAGAAAUCAAGUAUGUUGCCUUCUCUAGAUGAAACAAGGACAGAUGUAGAGGAGCCAAGCUGUGGGGGAUAUGGAGUUGGCCAUAGACUUAAACCUUUGAGUUGUACAUUUGGCCAGACACCAAACCAAGCAGACAGAAACCCGAUGCAAUUCUUUGAGAACUCAGCCCAACAAAAGCAAAGCCCAAAGAACUCAACCCAGCCAAGUCAAAGUGUACCUCAUGACUGUGUUUCAAGGGAGAACGCAGAGUCUCUUGAACAACAUAUGACCCAACAGAUCCCUAGCAUGGUCCCAGCGGGACAACAACACAAGGCAUUCCUCACUGGGCAACAGGAUCAACAUCAGACUGCACUAGGGACUAAGGCUUUUCCCGACAAAAGACUUUACUGUCUGAACAACUCUUUUAGGCAAGAUUCAUUUCAGAUACGGAUUAGCAGCCAGAAGCACGCCAAAACCCAACACUUACCCAAAAUGGGACUCAGGGCUUUACCUGACCACAGUGGUCACAGACAAGAUGCUAAUCAUUGUUUGCAGGGUUUCAAUCCAAUUCAGCAUUCACACAACCAGCUAACACAGGCCUUUGAGCAAACACCUGCUCUAUUUCAGCCCCAGUGCAGUCAGAUCCUUUUCCAAAACGAGAACAGGCAUUUGGAUUGCAAAGUCCUCUGUGAUGACAUACAUUGUGGAAGAGGCCCAGGUUCACCUGUACAGGUGAUCAAAGGUAAAAGCAGGUCUAAAUCCCGCUCAUACUCUUCAGUCUCGGAAACAACCAGAGAGUGUCUGCAAUCACACAAGCCGACCAACAGAAGUCGCAGUGAUGUCUAUCCAGAGAUCAUCCCCAUGUUGCCAGCUAUCCAGGGAAUAAAACACACAGCUAAUUUGGUGUCCCCAAAAUUAAACAGACAACAAGAAGCAAGAAAGGAAGUCUCCCCCUCUGGACAAGCUGGAUCACCAGUUGUUAAUGGAGUAGAGCUUCAGAAAUCACACGCUGAUCAGUCUGAGAAUAGAGUUCAGGAAACACUACUUUCCCAGGACCCCACAAUCAAGAGCCUUCUCCAACUAGGUAUCAUCUGUCUACCAGGCAGUCGUGACAGAGCUGGCCGGGCCGUGGUUGAGGUGUAUGGCGGCAGGAAAGGAUGGGCUUCCUCUCAACUCUCUCCUCUGGAGUUUUGCAGACUUCUGCUUUUCCUGCACUACAUUCCCAGGACUGAGGUCAGAGAGCUGGGACUUACUGUAGUGAUUGACAGCCGGAAGUGUCCUCUGCCCUCUGUGUUCUUCAGAUCACUGCUCAUGGUUCAGGAGCAGGCCCUUCAUGCAGUGCACACUAUCUUGAUGCUGGUCGAUAAAGAUGCUAAUCCUCGCCCAGAAAAACAUCCUGGUCUACAGAUAGAUGUUGUGACAACACUAAAAGCUCUUCAAAAGACAGUUGACGGACAGCAGUUGACCUCUGACCUUGGCGGGACCUUCCCUUACAGUCAUGAAGACUGGCUGCAGUUUCACCAGAAACUUUCCCUCUUUCAACUCGACCUUCAAGCAGCUUCUUCAUUACUACAGACAGCAAUCAGGAGACUUGAUGUUAAAAAAACAGACACGGCAAAGGAUGUCCAGUCCUGCAUCCAGGAGCAAAGGCGUUCCAUGAAGAUGGUGCUGGAGGACACCCGAUUGGUCGCUCUGCAACGAGAGGGCGGGUCUAUUCUCGCCAGGAUGAGGAAGGAGGAGUCUCGAUUCGCUCAGUCUGAAGACUUCAGGGACUCUCUGGAGUCUGUGACGUGUCUGUAUAACCAGGUGGAAGAGGCCGUUCACACGCUAGUGAUGAAAUCCAACCAGUCCCUGCGACAUCUCGUACACGUUCUCCUGCUGAGAGAAACAGAAGACUCGCUCAGCACAAUCCAAACAUGGUGUGAUGAAGAGGAAGAGUCAUGGCAGAAGGACAACGACGGCACAGAGAAAAGCCUGCCGAAAAUAGAGCGGAGACUCAAAGACAUUCAGUCUGUUCUUAUACAAGCAAAGGAGAAAAAGGUAAAAGGGAUGUUGUUGAUAAAGGAAGUGGAGAGAAAAAGCAAAGGAAUGCAUUAUCCUGAAAGUGACGUUUUUCGCUGUAACACCGUCACUUUCAAAACCAACAUGACUGGGUUUCUCCUGAAGGCUGAGGAGCGUAAAUCUGAGCUGGAGGCGUCUCGGGAUCUGUGCCGUUUCUGUGAAGAGGCCUCAUCUCUUGUUAAAGAGUGUAUGGAGUAUUUAGAUCACAUAAAGACCACAAACCCUCCUAUGUGUGCCUGCUUGAGUAGACUGAAGGCUUUUGAGGAGCGUUUGAAGGACUUCUCCCCCCAACACUUUCAGGACAGGAGCGCUGCACUGCUGGAGAGGCUCCCGGACGGGUCAUUGAUGUGGAAUGCAGUCCGGGCUCAAUGCCGAGACAUCAGACAGAGACUCGCGGAGAUACUGCAGGCCUCUUACAGAAGUCAAAUCCCUCUGGGAACGCCAGGAAAGGAAAGCGAGGCCCACUUGAAAGGUCCGACUCGGACCGUAAUUACUAGCCUUAGAGAAAAUGAAGGCGACCCCCAAACAAACCCUGUUGGCGGUCAUGUGAAGACCAGAAAUAGUUAUGAUAAUGAGACAGUGACGCAUUUCGAGCCUGUUAGGAGAAACACAUCAUCAAACUGUGAUCCGAUAAUGACUGAAAACACACACAAAGAAUCUGCACUGAUUGAACUGCAAGGUCAGCUCAAAGAGGAAGGAAGGAAUCAGCAUUUUCGCCAAAGUGAAGGCGAAGUUUCCUCAUUACACAAUGGCCCGGUCAAAAAGUUAAGUAGGCGUCCUCGGAUAUACUCUCACAGCGACAGUGAUCUCAGAAAGUCAGGCCAUGUCAAUAAGUAUGACCGCUUGCCACAUUAUGAAGCCCUGGUCCGCUCUCAUAGUGAAGGCUCUUGCUCACGAUCCACUAGUUAUGAUUCUAUGAGCAAAGGCAAUGCUGCGAUCAAGCAUGUGCAUAAGAAGACAUCUGCAGUUUCCUGUCAAGAGAGGAUCAUGGUCAUUGGCUCAGACAGAGCAUCAUGGGAUGAACAGAGCUCGCACCGCGACAGCAUCUGUUCAAGCCAAAGUGACAUACAUGAGAAGUUCAGCAGUGACACCAAAUCUGACGACGUUUCAGCAGCAACACGCUCAGAUAAUCCAGAGUCUGUGCGGAUACUGGAAAGCAGCAGCACUGUACUUAAACUGCAGCGCAUCAUGGAGGAGCUGCUCCAGACGGAGAGGGAGUAUGUGCGAGCGCUGGGCUACGUGGUGGAUCACUACAUCCCUCAGCUGGAGCGUCCCGACGUGCCUCAGGACCUGCGGGGACAGAGAGGGAGCAUCUUUGGAAACCUGGAGAAGCUGCGAGACUUCCACCAGCAUCACUUUCUUCAGGAACUGGAGCUGUGUCUGCAGGAGCCCUUCUGUGUCGGACGCUGCUUCUUAAAACACAAAGAAAACUUCGGCCUGUACGCAUUAUACAGCAAGAACAAGCCACGCUCUGAGAGGAUGCUCAUCGAUCACGGGAAGGACUUCUUCAAGCAGAAACAGCAGCUGUUGUGUGAUGCGCUGGAUCUGUCCUCGUACCUGCUGAAGCCCGUGCAGCGCAUCAGUAAGUACAGUCUUCUGCUUCAGGAGCUUCUGCGCGAGGCCGAGUCCGGUGCGCAUGCGGCCCGACACCGGCUGGAGAUCCAGACCGCGCUGCACAUCGUCCAGUUCCAGCUGCGCCACGGAAACAAUCUGCUCGCCAUGGACGACAUUCAGGACUGUGAUGUGAAUCUGAAGGAACAGGGCCAGCUGAUCCGUCAGGAUGAGUUCCUGUUGACCUUCAGGAAGAAGAAAUGCUACCGUCACAUUUUUCUCUUUCAAGAUCUCAUACUCUUCAGCAAGACACGCAGAACUGACAUCGGGAAUGACACGUACAUCUACAAACAAUCCUUCAAGACCUCAGACAUCGGUAUGACACAUAACUCUGGAGAUAGCGGCCUGUGUUUUGAGAUCUGGUUUCGGAGAAGGAAGUCACAGGACACGUACGUACUUCAGGCACAGAGUCGAGAAGUGAAGGAAAACUGGACCAGAGACCUGGAGAGGAUUCUGUGGGAACAAGCCGUUCACAACAGAGAGAUCCGGAUGCAGGAGAGGGUGUUCAUGGGAAUCGGACAUAAACCCUUCAUGGAUAUCCAGCCCAGUGACAUGGCCAUCAACGACCGAGCCGUCAACUGUGCUCUGACAGGACGAGGUGUUCCUGUUCUCCGGUUGAACUCUGUUGGCUCGGCCAGCUGUACGUCCUCCUCUGGGAGCCACUCGUCCUCCUCCUCUGGGUGGGGAUCCCCGUCUCCCGUGGGCCGUCCUGGCAGUGGAGGAGAUGUUGUCCGGUACGUACACGGGACUUCGGGGAUCCUGGAGGAAGAUGAUUUAGACCAGGAGAGUGGAAACCAGAGUGCACUUGUGGAGAGUUCAGAGUCCUCAGGAGAAAGUGUGAGCUGCUUCAGCAGUUCUGGCCACAGCUGCCCUUCUGUGAUUGGUGGAGACUGUGAACACGCCCCCUCCCAGGUGCCCGUCAUUGGCCCGAAAAAACAGGAAUGCAACGUUGAACCCACUAACCUACCAGGCCAAACCAGGGACCAGCCAUGCUCUAAUGUUCAAGAGACAAGCAUCAUAGGAAAGUCCACUGAAGUAUAGCCCAUCAUGUAUGUUUAUGCUGUAAUCAUGCAUUUUACCGUAUCAUGCAUUAUAUAUGGAACACUAUCAAUCCUGUGGAACUCUAAAUUAAAGUUUAUUUUUAUUUAUUUAUUUUGGUGGGACUGAGUAACAUUGGUUAAUUCAACUAACUCGUAAUGGUUAAACCUACAAACCUGUGUUUUACUGUUUUUUUUAUUUUUUACUCAUUUUUCUGUUUCAAAUUAGCUUUGUUGGAGAGGCAAUAAAACAAAAAAAGAUGUGUAAUCUUUAAAGAAAAGUGCUUUGAUAAAAUAAAUGUCUGGUCUUCAUGAAAUAA